This is a messenger RNA of Penicillium antarcticum, 1587 nucleotides long. RefSeq names its product putative C2H2 transcription factor. Gene Ontology annotation, biological process: DNA-templated transcription; regulation of transcription by RNA polymerase II. Gene Ontology annotation, molecular function: DNA-binding transcription factor activity, RNA polymerase II-specific; RNA polymerase II cis-regulatory region sequence-specific DNA binding; zinc ion binding. Gene Ontology annotation, cellular component: chromatin. Bases 1 to 1587 code for a protein of 528 amino acids. Lineage: Eukaryota; Fungi; Ascomycota; Eurotiomycetes; Eurotiales; Aspergillaceae. The record is from RefSeq and is a predicted model, not a curated record. The transcript has 5 exons.
AUGUCGAAUAAUGGAAGUCGGAACUCAUUGCAUUUUCUGGACAAAUUCACCAGCAACACUGGCCUAGUCAUGAGUUUUGAUUGUGGCACACACGAACAAAGGGAACAAGUGGCUGCCAGCAUAGAGCAGGAAAUCCUGUCUCAAGUCCCGCAAGCAACUGCAUCCGGCUUUAAUAUACUGCCAGACUUUGGCUCAGUCGUCCCAUCUUCUUCAAUACUGGAUGAUGCCGUUGAUGACAGUCCGAAGGAUGAUUUCCCGCUGACCUGGUUGAAUGAUCCACUUUCGUUGAAAACACAUGAGAUUCUUCUCUUAAUUGAAGAAGUGGUAACUAUAAAGCCACGAAAUAGUUCUGUCACGUUGGAUUGGUCCCCAACAUUGAAAGAUGCAUGCUUGCAAUUCUUUUCACCCCCGAAUCUGAGGAGAUUCUUGGGAUUUUACUGGGCGAUCUGGCAUCCUAAUGUCAACUUUGUCCACCGACCUACAUUCGAUCCACUAGCAGCGAAGCCAACAGUAUUGGCAGCAAUGGCUUUAAUCGGUGCCUGUGUCUCACCCGAUAUGCCAGACAAUGAAGAUGCACGGACUUGGCUCAACUGCGUUGAAGAGAUGGUCUUUAUCGAUGACGAUUUCAACAGUGAACUGAGCUACUCACACUCUGGUAGCAUGUCAAAUCAAAAGCGAAAGAUACAAGCGUUGCAGGCCGCUUAUAUAGUGUGUCUCUACCAGAACUGGGAGGGCACGGAUGCGAGUAAACGCCGCAUUCGACGCUAUCGCUUUGCGACUCUUGUUUCUACUGCACGCGAUAUUGGUAUUGCAACGGCAAGACAUCAAAACUACAGCGAAAAAGGGCGACCUGAGUUUGAAUGGAGAGAAUUUGCAGCUAGAGAGGAGCUUAUACGCGUCUUUACUUGGAUAUUCCUACUCGAUACGGCAUUUGUCAUUUUCAACAACCUACCGCCACGUAUGGUCAUAAAAGAGAUGAGAAUGCACAUGGCAAUGCCAGAAACCUGCUUCCAAGCCACGACAGCAGACCAAUGCCACCAGCAAAUCCAGUAUUCAUUGCCUGUUCAAAGCUUGUACUGGAAAUUCUCAUUUCGCGGGGCAUUUGAAUCCCUGUGCAGAGACGACCUCUCCCUUGAGGUGCGUCACAUGGUAUCUUCUCUCGGUCCAUUGGUUCUGUUCGCAUUAGCCUCUGCAAUACACUCUCAAAUAUUCCAAUUCCGCAGCGCAGUAGGAAGUUUCCAGCUCCUAGCUCCGAUCAGUAACGCCCUUAGCAACUGGCGUGAUAUCUGGCAGACGUUCUCAUUGACAUCUUGUCGAGGGGUGCUUCCGUUUAUCACCAUAGAAGACAUCAACAUUCAACCCGAGCAUCUAUGGAGAAGGAUGGGGUUCUACCGCUACGCACCUGAGUACUGGCUUUUGGCAAAUUUGAUGGCAGACCGACUUGCCGUACUCGGUACUUCCCAGCCAGAGAGUGAAUUGGAGCUACUUGAUGAAGGUCCGAUUGAUCCAAUUUUGAAUCAUUAUGAUCAGACCAGCAUGCGGCAAGUCAAUGAUCUCAUUAUGGGAUUUCAGACAUUUCAGAUUUGA